AUGAUAUCCAUGUCCUGGCAACCAAAACUUCGCCCUAAGGGCUUCCCGCAUAGCAUUGACGACUUUGCCGCCAUGGCAUCGCUGUCCGAGUUGGAACAUCGGGCCCGAACUGAAGACAAGCGCGACCAGCGCGUCUUCAGAGUCAAGCGCAAACAUGUCCUCAAGGCCUGUGAUCGCUGUCGCGUGAAGAAAACCAAAUGCGACGGGAAACAGCCCUGCAAUCGCUGCUCCGUAUACAACCACCCAUGUCUCUUCCGUGAACGAAAGGCCACUCAGACCAAAGUCUACUCACGGGGAUUCGUGGAAAUGCUCGAAUCCCACCACUCACUGGUAGUCAAGGCGCUGCAAAAACUAUACAAGUUCUGCAUCAACAACGAAGGAUUCCCAGGGGAACCUCUCGCCGAAGCACAAGACGGACACCCUCUCACGCACGCCAUCCUCGACCGCCUAGGACUCAUCAAACAAGCCGAAGAAAACGCCGACGAACCAGACGAAGACUCAGAGGAUCUUCGCUACCUGCGCCUUCUCUCCACCUCCACAGAAUGCAGCGUCACUGCAGAACCCUCCCCAGAACCAUCCACACCCCCCGAACCAUUCCCUAUCUCCCGCCCACUUCCUCCCCCGCUCUCCCGCUCUGCCACUGCCCCAAAUUGGCAGUGGGAUCUCCCUGUCCAGUCCUACUACCAGGAUUCCUACGACCUCAUGCCCUUGCCUCGCUCCAUGACUGCACCGGAUAUCACGGAUAUCCCGCCCCACGUCGACUUGCCCCCUUCAAGUUUGCACGAGCAUCCAUAUCCAUAUGCCCUGGGAUGCUGUGAACAACCACAGGAUGUCAAGCCUGUUGUCUCGCGAAUGCCCCUCGAUCAAAGUCAUAUGAACAUGUCUGCAGAAAUGAUGGGCGACUUCCAGUUCCAAGGAAACGAGCCCUUCUACCCUGGUUUUACGCCUUGGAAUUUCCCUUCUGCAUAG
Molecule: messenger RNA, 969 nt
Organism: Penicillium olsonii
Lineage: Eukaryota; Fungi; Ascomycota; Eurotiomycetes; Eurotiales; Aspergillaceae
Source: the annotation of a GenBank genome assembly